This is a messenger RNA of Microthlaspi erraticum, 1389 nucleotides long. The record is from the annotation of a GenBank genome assembly. Lineage: Eukaryota; Viridiplantae; Streptophyta; Magnoliopsida; Brassicales; Brassicaceae.
AUGGGCUCGAGUCUUGCGAAGAAAAUACAAGGUACGCGGUGGAUUAUUGGAGAUGGCAAAAUAACUCGCUUCUGGCAAGAUAUAUGGUUGGAUGAGAGACCACUUAAUGAAGCAGUGGUGAUGGCGCUCCCAAAUGGUUUUGAUGAUCUAAGGUUAUGUGACUACUGGCAAAAUGGAGCAGGCUGGCUAAUGUUGCAGAUUGAGCCUUAUCUUCCAGCCGCGCUAACUCUGAACCUAUGGGCAUUAGUCAUUGAUACUGUUACUAGAGCUAAGAAUCGCAUAUCAUGGAGCCAGAGUCUGGAUGGGCAAUUCUCCGUGAGCUCGGCAUUCUCUUUUCUCACACGAGACAAGACGCCUCGACACGACUUGGAAGGUCUCUUCAAGCGGGUGUGGAGAGCUGUUAUACCAGAACGAGUCAGAGUUUUUUUGUGGCUUGGAGUGAAUCAGGUUAUUAUGACCAAUGUAGAAAGACGACGAAGGCACCUCUCGGAUUCUGGGAUGUGUCAGGUAUGUAAAGGAGGUGAUGAGACAAUAAUUCACAUCCUUAGGGAUUGCCCUGCAAUGGAGGGAGUGUUGCUUCGACUAGUUCCCAUCAGGAAAAGACAUGCGUUUUUCACGCAGUCGUUGCUUGAGUGGGUAUCCUCGAAUCUUGGUGAUACUCGGGACAUUGAGAACAUGACCUGGGCGACUCUGUUUGCUACAACGCUUUGGUGGGGAUGGAAAUGGCGUUGCAUUAAUGUUUUCAAUGGCUCCGGGAAAUGCAGGGACAAAGUGAAGUUUGUGAAGGAGCAAGCAAGGGAAGAUACUCUAGCACAUAUCAAGACAAACGUGAGUGUACUGAGAUCGAGUAAUCCGGUUAGAGUGGAACGAUGGAUAAAGUGGACAAGGCCAAGUUCGGGUUGGAUGAAAUUAAAUACCGAUGGCGCCUCCAGGGGAAACCCGGGAGCUGCAGCUGCAGGAGGUGUGAUUCGAGAUGAAGGGGGAGCGUGGUGCAGAGGUUUUGCACUCAAUAUAGGGAUUUGUACGGCUCCACUAGCAGAACUAUGGGGUGUGUAUUAUGGACUGCUGAUCGCGUGGGAGAGUGGUAGCCGGAGAGUUGCUAUUGAGGUGGAUUCGGAGGCAGUGGUGAGUUUUCUCACGAUAGGGAUAAGUCAUGUACAUCCGCUGUCGUUCCUGGUGCUCUUGUGUCAUGGCUUUAUAUCAAAGGACUGGUUAGUCCGCAUUUCCUAUGUGCAUAGGGAAGCUAAUCGCCUCGCGAAUGGAUUAGCAAACUAUGCGUUUUCUCUACCAUUAGGUUUUCAUUCCUUUGCUUCUGUUCCGGAUGUCGUCCGUUCUUUGUUUCUUGAGGAUUCUAGUGGGGUUGCUUCCCUACGACAAGUUAUUGUGUAA